AUGCCGUCCAAUCUCCCUGACGAGGCUGAGCUAUUGGAAAGGCUAGAGGACCUCUUUCUAUCUGCUGUUACCGUGCAUGUCGAGCGAUCGCAUUCGGGCAAUAAGGUUCGAUUGUAUCCUGAAGAGAUUCGGGUGCUAUUAUCGGAUUUCUUACGUGCAAUUGCAGACCCUGAGCAAGCAGAACUAAUUGAUGCACUAUUGGACGAAAUUCUACCCAUCGACAUCCUGCAAGGGGCACUAUAUGAUGCAUCUUUCAUGCUACAUCGCUCUCUGACGAAGUGGCACUCACUGCAUGGCCCUGUAAACCACUUGCUGGUGGACGCCGACACUCCAAUAUUUGACAAUGCUCAUAGAAGCCAUGUCUCCAGCGACGACAGUGGCCAGGACUGCGAUAUUUUCAUCGGAGAUGCGCCCAAUUUAGGUCAUCAUCACGUUGUUCUAAGAAGGCUUAGGGAUAUAGAUGCCACAAUUGCGUAUUUGAAUGCCACAGCAACCGAUAUACAACUAAGUAUGAAUGAGCGGGAAGAAGAUAUGGAGGCCAAUCGUCAGGAGACGAAAAGGCGUCUGAAACGGAUUGAUAACGACCUGCGUCAACUAUCAAAACUCAACACUGUGACCUGCGCUGUGGAUGCGAUAAGUGACCGAGUUGGAGAGCUCGAAAGCUCCGUUCGCUCGAUACGCAAGGCCUUAAAACUAUUGCAGGACGGCAACACAUAUCACACUGUAUGCAAUUCUGGCUCACAUACUGAAGCAUGCAUUGCAACUUGCAUCUCUUCGCCACUAUCGACUGGGUGUUCUAUUAAGAACCCUUCCGUUGGCAUGGCUGGACUGAGCGAUGCGAUUCACACUCUGAGGAACUCGGCUCAGAAUGCUCGUGAUACCUCCAUGAGAAAUUAUGAACUUUUCUCUGAGGAACUUGCGAACGUUGAGGUUGUGGGCGAUUCUCGACUGUUAUUCGUUCCCCAAUGCUUACAGCCUACGCCAUACGUUCCCAUGCAUGAUGUCAGCGUCGACGUGACUGACGAAUCAAUACAAACCUCGAAAUGCAAUUACCCCUCUCAGAAGCCGAUUCUGAGGAAGAAAUAUGAUAAACCACAGCCGGAGGAUCGCCAACAUUGCCAGAAUGCCCCAGUUGCUCAGCGAACUCGCAACCCAAGCAGGGUAUCACCAAUCGGCGCUGAGUUGUACGGAACUACACCUGCUACAUCUUCCGCGAAGACUUCUUUCAUAGCUGUGACUUAUCACUCAUCUGUGAUCGAUGCAUUUUGCACUAUUCCAAAACGCUUGCAGAUGUACUUCGUGGAAAACCUUUAUCUGCCUGGUAGUAACUAUGUGGGCAGCUAUUGCACCCUGCGACUGCAAAUGUCAUCGAUCUCAACGCUCGCAUGUGCAUGUGGCGCACUGCAAAGUGCAUCAAUGCUGCACAUUGGUGCUUUCAUGAUAGGAUCAGUCACAAUUCUGUACAUCUGGGAUGUUAUCACGAUUCUCAGGUCAAGUAUGACAUCUGUAGCUCCCGAGGGCUUCCAUACUUUGUAG
Messenger RNA from Laetiporus sulphureus 93-53, 1536 nucleotides. RefSeq lists its product as uncharacterized. The transcript is spliced from 8 exons. Lineage: Eukaryota; Fungi; Basidiomycota; Agaricomycetes; Polyporales; Laetiporaceae. Bases 1 to 1536 code for a protein of 511 amino acids. The record is from RefSeq and is a predicted model, not a curated record.